UCAACCUCUGCUGCUGCAAGGACAAAAAAAACUUUUCCCAAGUGUUUCUCCGUUUUUCUCGCACUUCUGCCUCAAAACUGUUUUGGAUUCCACAACGCUGCGCGAUCGUUUCCCGAAAAGUGAAAACCGAUUUUCGGUUCGUUAUUCGCGUCUAAGAGUAGAAGAAGACUGGCUAACGGUGUAUAUGGGGAGUCUCUUGCUGGCCGGCUAGUGUGGAGGAAUUCGAUCAUUUUGUAAUCCAAUAUGCUUUGUGCCGUUAAUCAGCGACGGGCGGAAGUCGUAAUCAAAUUGUGCAACUGAGCAGCGGCAGAGGCGACGGUGACUGCAGCGCAAAGUUUCUUUUGCAAAUAGAAGGUGACCAAAAAUGGAAACGGAUAACGUGAACAAGUAUCAGAAGCUUGCGACGGAAUACUCGAAGCUACGGGCUCAGGCGAGUGUCCUGAAGCGGGCAGUGAUUGAAGAGCAGAACAAGAAUUCAGCGUUGAGAGAAUCCCUGCGAUUGCGGGAGGCAAAUUUGCGCAAAUCCGAGCAGGAGGUGGACAGCCUUGGCUUUAGGAAUAAACAACUCGAGCGACGGGUGGCUGCACUGCAGGAAAACCUCGAGCAGGAGCUGAAAAAAGUUACCAGUAAAGGACAGAAGUCGAAAACCAGCAAUGAUAACAUUUUCACCGCCAACACCACGGAUUCGAAGAUGAUUACCGAGGAGCUGCAGAAGAAGAUAAUCGAAAACGCACACCUUGCGACACUGUUGGAGGAUAAAAAUUCCGAAGUUAAUCAGUGUCAGCUUCGGCUCGACGGUCUCAAUCGGGAGCUGCAGCAGCAAGCGGCCGUGGAGCAAAAACUGCGCAAGGAGAUGGAAACUCUUGCGCUGCGCAACACGGAACUGGAAGCGAAGAUCUCGGAAGCCGCCAGUACGAUCGGGAGCGAGGAUGGUCUCAGCGUCUCUGCUGACAUCGAUAACCACUAUAGCAACCACUUCAGCAGCAAUUCCAGUCAGGCUACUGGGGCUGCUGCUGCUGCUGCUGCUGCCACAAAUCACAAUAACAAUACGGGGAACAAUAACCACCACUGCGACGAUAGGAUAGUGUUCCUCGAGAAAGAGUUGAGUCAUUGGAGGGCACAGUACGAGAUGCUCAAAAUCGAAGCCACUAGUCACAGGGAGGGUUUCGCCAGGAAAACCGAACCGCUGCAGGAAGCUGUAGAUAUAAAUUUGGAGGACAAUCAGACACAAAGUGAGUAUGAAUUGCGCGAGCAGAAGCUGACAGAGCGUUUCAGCAAGAGUAUAGGGGAGCUCUUCCAUGACAAAUGCCGUGCGGAAUCCAAGCUGACGUCGCAUUUAUUGGAGUCUCACAGACUGCAAUCUCAUCUAGACAUAGUGAAGAAUCGACUGAAAGACUGUGAAGAGGCGAAACGAAACGAACAGCACCAGUAUCGAAUCAUCGAGGACGAAUUGGCACGCACCCGCUUGAACUAUGAGGAACAAAUUAGCGUACUAACGGAGCAGGUGAUUAGCCUAAGCGACCAGUUGGCUAGCUGCAAGUAGACCCAGAAACCGCCUCACAAAAUGACGGAUUGUUUGAUAGACGUUAAACCAGCGAGAAAUCUUCACCCGAAGGAAGUCAAAUUUUGUUGUUUUACGUUGCAAGCGAACGAAACAAGCGGCGGAUGCGCGCGUUCCUUGGAACAAAGGAAUACUAGGAUCAUUGGAGUAUUAUUUUUUAUCCUUUCCAAAAUUAAUCGUGUAAAAACUAAUAUAUUCCAGGAAAAUUGUGAAUGAAGAUUAUUAAGGGAAAUAAAUUGUGCAACAUUGUGUUAUUAAAACCGUUA
Toxorhynchites rutilus septentrionalis is the source of this 1827-nucleotide messenger RNA. RefSeq lists its product as uncharacterized. Gene Ontology annotation, cellular component: early endosome; membrane. The coding region runs from base 365 to 1543 and encodes 392 amino acids. NCBI's taxonomy places the organism in Eukaryota, Metazoa, Arthropoda, Insecta, Diptera, Culicidae. The transcript is spliced from 6 exons. The record is from RefSeq and is a predicted model, not a curated record.